This is a messenger RNA of Aegilops tauschii subsp. strangulata, 794 nucleotides long. RefSeq names its product transcription elongation factor 1 homolog. The record is from RefSeq and is a predicted model, not a curated record. Gene Ontology annotation, cellular component: transcription elongation factor complex. Gene Ontology annotation, biological process: transcription elongation by RNA polymerase II. Gene Ontology annotation, molecular function: RNA polymerase II complex binding. NCBI's taxonomy places the organism in Eukaryota, Viridiplantae, Streptophyta, Magnoliopsida, Poales, Poaceae.
CCACACCGCCGAAGAGCAGCCGGAGUCGGAGUGGGCAGAUCCUAUAUUUAUAAGCACACCCAACCCUUUCCUUACGAACACACCGCGACAUCGCGACUCUCCUGCGUAGCAGCAAGUUGUGCUCCCAGAAGCUACCUGCGAUCUGGUGGUGAUCGAAGAAGAUGGCGAAGCGCAAGUCGAUGAGCUCCAAGAUGGCGUCCAGGAAGAAGCCGGCGCCCAAGCUGGACAUCACCUUCUGCUGCCCCUUCUGCAACCACCCCGACAGCGUCGCCUGCACCAUCGACCUCAAGCUCUUGGUCGCCAGCGCCAUCUGCUACAUCUGCGAGGAGGCCUACCACACCACGGCGCACUACCUCACCGAGCCCGUCGACGUCUACCACGACUGGAUCGACGCCUGCGAGAAGGCCAACCAAGGCGUCGAACUCCAAGCCCUGGACUCCCACAAACGACAGCGGCGAGUCGGCAGCGACGACGACGACAGCGAUGCCUGAUCGACUGAUCGAGUUUGCUUUCAUGGAUCGAUCGAUACAACGUCAAUCUAGUCCUACGUAGUUUGAUGUUUGAUCGUGUCUCUUGAAACUGUAUUGAUUGGAGCCUGUAGUCCUGAUCGAUCAUAUACCUGUGUUGCUGCGCACUGUGUAGCUCUUGAGUUAUGAUCAUCAGCCAAUCUUGUACGUAUGUACUGAACCUGUGACUGGUUUCGUUGUUGCCUUUUUUUCGACCGACGAGAGUACCUGGUCCUUUUCGAAAUCGAAAGAAAAAAAAGAGCACCUUGUUGUCUUUAGAAAAAAAAA